GAAGAGGAAGAAGAAGAAGAGUAAACGUCAGCGAUUCAACAGCGCGCGGGAAACCCGGGAAAAGAUGGAGACUGAUGUCCGCGGAGAGGUCGAUGAAGAGGCGGACAGGAUGCCUCCGUCGACUUUAAAGUUGUACGAGACACAGUUUUUCGGCUUCACCCCGCAUACAUGUAUGCUGCGGGUCUACAGCGCCUUCCAGGAAAGCCUGUGCGACAUUUUACUCGUCGUUGAGCAGGUGUGCGUGAGGCAGCUGAGCAAAGGCGAGUCGGCCGAGGCGGAGGAGCUCCUCCGGUCCCGGGCCAGGGAGUGCAGCCGGAAGCUGCAGCAAUUCCUGGAGGAGCGGUUCAAGCAGCUAUCCGAGCGGAUGGACGCGCUGCUGGCCGACCGCUGCCUCUCCGUGCCGCCGAAUGUCCUCCUGCCGGAGGACCAGUUACACAAGAGCUACCCCCAACACAUUCAGGAGGUGCUGAGGCGAGAGUCGUCCAUUGCUGACCUCCAGAGAGCCUACGAAGCAGAAGUAUGUGCCAGGCAAGCCCUGCUAGCUGAGUUGGAGGAGCAGAGAGAGGUGCAGAAACAGCUGGAUGGGAUUCUGACAUGGGUCAAAGAGCUCCAGGCGGCCUGGGUGAAGGAAGGUAACGGCAGCUUCCAUGACAGUUUCCGGCUAGUGAUGGAGUCCGUUAAGAAGCUGCAGGAUGCUGUCGGGGAGGUCUGCAACAAGGCGCCUCAUUAAGCUGAACUUAAAUCUGUUUAAUUUUAUAAACAGAUGAUGCAUCAUUAAUGAAUUAAUGCUACAAACUAUGUAAAUAUUGUAGAACAUUAUCAGCAACUUUUCCUCAAGGCCAAGGCUUCUGUUGAGACUUUUUGUGUACUUUGACAGUCAGUUUUGGCUGUUUGUAAAGAAUACAACGUUCAUUCCCUGUGAAAAGAAGACAAAGACAAUUAUUCCAAAAUGUGCUUUUUGAGCAUCCAUCAUAAUUUAAUUAGUAACUACACAACAGCAACGUCAGCUAAUAGUAUUGGUAGUUUACCUUUUUUAAAUGUACUGUAAAUAAUAAAGCCAAUAAAUCUAA
Molecule: messenger RNA, 1070 nt
Organism: Cyclopterus lumpus (lumpfish)
Lineage: Eukaryota; Metazoa; Chordata; Actinopteri; Perciformes; Cyclopteridae
Gene: mis12
Product: MIS12 kinetochore complex component
Exons: 2
Coding region: 65-730 (221 amino acids)
Biological process (GO): mitotic sister chromatid segregation; protein localization to kinetochore; kinetochore assembly
Cellular component (GO): chromosome, centromeric region; nucleus
Source: RefSeq, a predicted model, not a curated record